Messenger RNA from Anguilla rostrata (American eel), 1008 nucleotides. RefSeq names its product receptor activity modifying protein 1 (gene ramp1). Gene Ontology annotation, biological process: protein localization to plasma membrane; receptor internalization; cellular response to hormone stimulus. The coding region runs from base 536 to 988 and encodes 150 amino acids. The transcript is spliced from 3 exons. Gene Ontology annotation, cellular component: signaling receptor complex; cell surface; membrane. The record is from RefSeq and is a predicted model, not a curated record. Gene Ontology annotation, molecular function: coreceptor activity. NCBI's taxonomy places the organism in Eukaryota, Metazoa, Chordata, Actinopteri, Anguilliformes, Anguillidae.
GUAUAGUAUCGUGCAAGAAGGACUCUCGUUCGCGUUGCUGUAGUCCUUAAUUCUCUCGGGCACGGGCGCCGGACUGUUAGGCAUACAGUGUUUCCGUCUGCGCGCGCUUGAAAUUGCCUUCUGUCACUGCCGGGCGUCUCGUGCAGCUGUUUUGGAUUUGUGUCACCCGUUGUGAGAGAGCGACAUUGGAAAUAAGCGCGAUUUGGAUCACCUUAAAAGAAACUGCCACUAUUUAUUUAUGAAGCGCAAAGGGCGAAGUGCACCGUGUACUUCCUCGGCGAGGGUUUACGCAAGGUGAAAUGAGCUGUUAUUGAACUUGCGAUCCUUCUGCCUUCUUAGAAGGGAAGCAGUGAAGACUAUUUAGUAGAUGGUUUUUUGUCCCCAUGCUACCUUUCCUAUGUGGAAAAGGACAAUUUCUAUUUUCAAUUCGGAUACACCAUAAAACGAAAAGGAUUUUGGUUUUGCGCGUUCCGCAAUACGUCGCUCAUUCAACUCUUUUAAACUUUUGUCUUUGAACAUUCCUUUUAAGAAGACAAUGGCGCUGGAUUGCACGACAGUGACGUCCAGACAUGUGCUUUUUUGGUUUGUCAUAGUAUAUUACAUUGUCUCAGCCAUGGCCUGCGAUGGUGUCUACUAUGAGAAGGCCAUCAAGGAAUUCUGCCUGACCAAAUUUAAGUUUGACAUGGAGGAGCUGGACCAGGGCCUGUGGUGUAGCUGGGAGGACACAAUAGAGACGUACGGGGAACUGUCCAACUGCACCUACCUGAUUGCGCUGAAGAUGGGCUGCUUCUGGCCGAACCGGCUGGUGGACGAGUUCUUCAUCCGGGUCCACCGCUUCUACUUCCCCGACUGUUCCCCGUCGGGACGGCUGCUGCGGGACCCCCCGAACCGGAUCCUGGGGCCCUUCAUCGUGGUCCCCAUCCUGGUCACCCUGCUCAUGACUGCCCUGGUGGUGUGGAGGAGCAAGCGCAGCGAGGGGAUUGUGUAAUGACACUAUGGAAGGGGGGG